AUGGUGCUCCUUCUCUUACCACUGGCGCUCCACGUGGCCCGCCUCCCCCUCAAGAACUAUCGGAUCAAUAGGGUGGAGCAGGGUACGCCAUCCCAUUGCGUCGACGCCGAUGGUGCCGCGACCGUCGCGGUGACCGCGGCGGCGUUCUCGCGCGGCCUCGACGCGCUGGCGUCGUGGGAAGAGGAGGCGGCGCUGCGCGACGGGGAGAACUGGCGGCCGACUCCCCAGGAGCAGCAGCAGCCGGCGCGGAGCCUGCAGCACGCGGAUGAUUCGCGGAUUAUUCGCGUGGCUGCGGUUACCGUUGAUGGUGCAGUGACACUUCACCACAAGCAAAUGCGAACAGCUCGAUUUCGAGUCGUGCCGUUGCCCGCGCCGCCAGCAGCAGCAGGCAACCAGACGUGGGAUGACUUUUAUCCGGAUGUUGGUAUAUACGAGCCAUUCAAUUCCACCUGCCCUGCUGUCCCCCGCGCGCCAUGGGAGGAGGACGGCUUCGACGCUGACGUGGCAGACGCGGUGGUUGCGGUAGUUCCGUGUCGCCCGAAGCGCAACUCGAUGGCGAGGGACGUGCGAUGGCUGCAGCUUCUGCUGUCGAUUGCGCGAUUCGCUAGUAAGUCCCAUCGUCCGUGGAUGCCCAUGGUCAUCGUGUCGUCGUGUCGCCCGCCGCUCAACCUCUUCCAUUGCAACUUCCUCGUGCAACCGCAACCCGCCGCGCAAGCCGCUGCGCACGGCAUCGUGGGAGCGGGGCCAGAGGGCGACGUGUGGGUGUAUAAUGUGACGGCGGCCGACAUGCGCGAGCGUAUCCAACCCCCCGGGUCGUGCGCCAUGGCGCAACCCACUGGGGGCGCCGCAGCGCAUCCCCCCUCCGCCGCACCCCCCCGCUUCGCGUUCGUGACGGUGCUGCACAGCAAGGACGACUACGUCUGCGGUGCAAUCGUGCUCGCGCAUGCCCUCCGCACGACUGGGCUCGCGCUGCCCCCCGCCCUCGUCGCGGGCUACAGCAGCGCCAAUUCCAGCGGAGGCGCGGCGCAGCCCGCGGAGGCGGAGCUGGUGGCGAUGGUGUCCGCAGAGCUGAGCGCGGACAGCCGGAAAGGGCUUGAGGCGGCGGGAUGGCGGAUUGUGGAGAUCGAGCGGGUGAGGAGCCCGUGGGCCAAGCCCGGUCAACACAGCGAGUACAACUUCAGCAAUCUGCGGUUGUGGGGGCUGACAGAGUACAAGCGAAUCGUGCACAUAGACUCGGACGUCCUGCCUUUCCGCUCCCUCUCGCACCUCUUCCUCUACCCGGAGCUCUCGGCGGGUGGCAACGACGACCACCGCUUCAAUGGAGGCUUGAUGGUCAUCGAGCCCUCGCUGUGCACGCAGGCGUUUCUCAUCGCCAACAUCCACUACUUCGUGUCGUACAACCGCGGCUUCCAGGGCUUCAUAAACAACGCAUACCCCUGGUGGCACCGCCUGCCAGACUACACCAACGUCCUCAAGCACAAGCCCCUCCACGGGCACGUGUAUCCCGACGGGGGCCUGGCUGCCCAGAACGCUCUCUUUGCGUCGGACCCCCCGCUGAUGUCCACAAUUCAUUACCUUGGCCGGAAGCCUUGGGUGUGCUUCCGGGACUAUGACUGCAACCUGUCGGCGUCGCUGCAUGACCUCAAGUUUGUGAACGACGUUGCGUUCCGGCGGUGGUGGGCGGUGCACGAUGGGAUGGACGAGAGGCUGAAGCCGUGGUGCUGGAUGAGUGAGGAGCUGAAGCAGGUGAUCUGGAGAGGCAUGAAGAAGCGCAAGCAGGAUGGGGUUGAGCCAGAGCGAUGGAAUUAUACAAUUUCGGACCCGAGGAAAGACUUGGUGCUGCCGUGGAAGGUUAACCAGAGGACAUGGCCAGGAUGGUUCAGAAAGCUGAGCCCCUCCUGUGGUUGA
Closterium sp. NIES-65 is the source of this 1908-nucleotide messenger RNA. The record is from the annotation of a GenBank genome assembly. Lineage: Eukaryota; Viridiplantae; Streptophyta; Zygnematophyceae; Desmidiales; Closteriaceae.